CGAGUAGGAGAUUUUUCGGCUGAAACAAGGAACAAUCCGACUUUUUUUUUGUUGCACAUGCAAAUAUAGUUAAGCGCUAACAAUUAAUUCAUUUUAUUUUCAUAAUUGUGCGUGUGCGGGUGGCGCAAGCAGACAGCAACAGUGAUAAAUAGAGCAGACGACAACAUAGUUGCUGGCAAACUGCGAAUACGUCGUGUCAUUCCGAAAAAAAGAAGAGCACAGCGGCGAGUGAAAUACAAAUAAAUAUUUAUUGGGGCAGCAGCCGCCCCACAACGCACUGUUCAGAGGCCGCCCGCACCCAAAAAAAAAACAUGUUAAAUUUGCUGAAAACAAACUGAAAUUGGUCUUUGGCAUAUCCCAUUUAUAGCAAAAAUUCAAUGAGUGAAGCUUAUUGUGCUCAUGUGCUGUGCAUAUCCUGAGAUACGUUCAGAAACGCUAAGGAACCAAGUGCAGCGACAGUCGUCAGCAUUGCCAACUGCGUUGCAAGUGUAGCGCAGUCGUUACAAUUAUGGCGCAGCAAACACAGCCGGUUGCUCAGCAGCAGCAGCAACAGCAACAGCAACAACAACAACUGCAGCAGCAGCCGCCGCAGCAACAGACAGCGCCGCCGCCAGCACCAGGAACACCAGUGUCGGCACCAUCAACGCCGCAACCGCCGCUGCUUAACAAUAACAAUAACAACAGCAACAUUGUUUCUCCCAACCAUAACAACAACAACAAUAAUAAUAAUAAUAAUAAUAACAACAACAAUAAUGCGCCGCCGCCUGUUGCCUUCUAUAAUCAGACGCAACAGCCAAUCUAUAUACCACAUGCUGCACAACAUGCGCAUAUGCAACAAGCAGCGCAUAGCUCCAUGUACCAUCCUCAAGUCAUACAAACGCCAGUGCCCAGCAAUGUGUAUGUAAACAAUGUGACAGCUAAUGUGAAUGUUGCCUGGCCGCAUUAUGUGGGUGGUGCUGCACCGCCGCACUAUGCUACACACCCUGAAAUACAGCCGGAUCAGGGUAAUCCAGUGAUGCAACAACUGCCUCCCAUGCAGAUACAUCAAGGCAAUCCCAAUGGCCACAUGACAACACCUUCUAUGGGCGGACGCGGACGUGGUCGUGCACGUGGACGAGGGGGUGGCUUGCGUCGCAAUGAUUUUCAUGCUGCACGCCAUAUGCAGCAACAACAGCAGCAGCAUAUGCAGCAGCUGCAGGCGCCACCAGAAAGCGCUAGUCAAGCGCCCAAUGCUAUGCAACUGCAGCAGGAGCAAUUGGCUCCACAGCCGCUACCGCAUGAAGCGCAACUACAGCCACAGCUGCAAUACUAUCCACCUCAGUACGCCUUUGGCGCCUAUCCGGCUGCUUACUUUACCUCGCAUCACGGCCCCAUUCAGGCGGCGCCAAACGCAGCAGCAGCUGCUGCCGCACAGCAGGCCACUGGGGCGCCGAUCUACAUUUCCACCGUGCCCCUCUAUGCAAAUAGCCCUUAUAGUUAUAUGGGUAACUACUUUUAUUCUAUGCCUAUGCCUCAAGAGUAUCCGUUUAUGCCCGAGGAUGGCGCCCAGUUGGUGGGCCAAGGUGGCGCGGUCGAUGAACGGCAGGCGCAAGAGUUGCCGCUGUGGCAGCCAGCGCCUAACUAUGCUGCUGAGGAAUAUCAGGAAGGUGUGCAUGUCAAUGGCGAUGAGCUAAACCACAAUAGCUCCUCGCUGGCCUCCUCCGAAACAUCCAGCAUGAUUAGCCCAAAUUACCACAUAUAUUAUGAUUCGCUGCAGCUGCACGAGAUGCAGCAACAAAUGGGCGUCAUGCAGAUAUACGACGAUGGUCAGCUGGCCUCGCUGCAAGAGAUGCAUCCAGUUGCUGGCAAUGUGCCACAGUACGAGGAGGAGCUGUCAGAGUGCGGUGCUGCACCGGUUGCCGCCAUACCUGUAAAUUGGACAAUACCUGGUAAGGCGCAGGAAGCCCUGACACCGCCGGCACCAGCUAUGUUGCAUGUUCCCACUACGCAUAUCAUACAAGCGCAGCCCCCGAUCUGCAUUGAACCACAGCAGCACCAACAGUUGUCGCCGCCACCACAUGCCGCUCCAUCGCAGGCACAGGCACCCACGCCACAAGAUACGUUGGUUGAUAAAACGCAGCUGAUGAACAAUAACAACGAUGCGGCUUUGGAUGAUGCUCUGAUGGUUAGCACCGAGAAACAGCAACAACUGGAGCUGGAAUAUCAACAGCAGCAGCAACUGCAACAACAACAGCCACAACUUGAAAAGUCGCAAGCUGGCAGUUUGAUGGUUUCAGUUGCUACUAUUGCACCACAGCAACAUCAGCAGCCAGCAACAGCUCAGCAACAUCAGCAACAACAAACUUCGCCUGUGGUGCCGCCGCAACAGCAACAGCAACCACAACAACAACAGUUAGAGUCUGCACACACCGUCAACUACCAUGAGCAACAUGUGCAUCACCAGCAGCAGCAAUCUUCUCAACAACAGCCAGCUCAACAGCAACAGCAACAUCAGCAGCAACAACCGCCACAGCAGCAGCAGCAUCAUCAACAGCAGCAGCAGCAGCAGCCGCCUCAGCAGCGUAAACCUGUGCAACAGCAAUACAACAGCAAUGCACAGCAACAACAGCAGCAGCAGCAGCAGCAAAUACGUCGCAAAUACUCCUCGGAGUACAAUCAGCAACAGCAGCCGCAUCAUCAUCACAAUCAUCACCAUCAAGGCAGCAACGAUACUGCCAUACAAACAACCAAGACUAUGUCUUGGACUAACUCUGCACAGCACAAGAAGUCGACACAAUCUGUAGCAGUUACUGCCUCACCAAAUACUGUUAAUAAUAUUGCUGCCGCAGCAACAACAGCGACCACUGCAGCAGCAUCAACGGCAGGCAGUGGAUUUAAUAAGCAGUCAACUGGCACUGCUGGUGGUAGCUUUAGCCAUCCUACCAAGACUUUUACAAAUCAGCAACACUACCACCAACAGCAGCAGCAGCAGCAUCAAAACUACCAAACAGGCUAUAAUAGCAACAACGGCAACAAUGCCAACAGCAGCAACAACAACAACAACAAUCAGCCACAAGUGCGCACAUAUGGAACUAUGAAGGUGCCCUCAUCGCCAGUGGCUAGUUCAGCGCCGCAGCUGGAACGCAAGAACAGCAAUCAGCAGCAACAACAAUGCAACAAUACAGCUACAACAACUACCUCAACAGCGAGCAUUACAGCAACGCCGCAACAAUUUAAACAACAGACGUCCAUUGAUAGCCAGUCCAAUAGCAUAAGCAAUGCGCCAGUGCAGCCGCAACAGCAGCAACCAGCAGCAUCUGGAAAAUCUUAUGUAAAUCCCUCUGGCAAAAGCAAGCCGGAGGCAUCAUUUAGUGCUGCCGCAGCCACAUCAACUGCGCAGCCAGCACUUAAUUUAGCACCACCAGCACCGCCCGCCUCGCAGAGCAGCAACAACACGGAGAGCGGACAGCCCUCCUGGGCCAGUCUCUUUGUCAGCAAGAAGCCAGUGGCCAAGGUGGCGCCCUACGAGGGCAACAAGUCACAGCAGCAGCCGCAGCAGCACCAAAUGCAGCCACAAGCGCAAUUGCAAUUAGUGCCGCCGCCACAACAGCAGCAACAGCUACAAAUCCAACCACAGCAGCAGCAACAUCAACAGCAACCACAACAGCAGCAGCAGCAGUUGCCCUGCACUAACGUGCAUCAGCAAUUGCAAUCACCGACACCAGUGCCAGCGCCCACAACACCGCUGAUUACUCCCGGCGCACUUUCUUAUUCAGCCGCAUCGGCACAGGCUCUGCCCGCUGCCAGCAACGCUGCUGCGGCUGUGGCUGUGGCUGUGGCUGCCUCUCCCGCCUCUGCAGCUGUCAAACCGCUAAAGUCUGAGACAGCGCGUGCCGCACAGCUCGAUGAGUGGACCAACAAAUAUGCCGAGUUUCUGACACGGCACAAGACCAGCUUGACUGCCGUUAGCCUGCGGCCGCGUGGGCUAACCAAUCGUUCCAAUUAUUGCUAUAUUAACUCCAUACUGCAAGCGCUGCUCGGCUGCGCGCCAUUCUAUAAUCUGCUGCGCUCCAUACCCAAACAGGCGGCACAGCAGAGUGAGGUCAAGACACCCACCGUGAAUGCCAUGAUGUCCUUCAUGAGCAACUUUUCCGCACUGCCCAGUGGCUCACGUCAGCGUCUGAGCAACAACAGCAAGGCUGGCCAAAUUAAGGGCAAAGAUGAGUUUGCUGGCAUGGAUCUGCAUUGUGAUUUGGCCUUUGAGCCCACUGAGAUAUAUAAGCUCUGGAAUGACAGCCGCGAGGAGCAUGUGGAGGGCAGACAAGAGGAUGCUGAGGAGUUUUUGGGCUAUGUGCUUAAUAAGCUCAACGAUGAGAUGCUUGAGGUUGUCAAGUUGAUUGCCAAACCAGUUGCUCAACAAAAUGGUGAGCAGGAGCAGGACCAGGAAGAUGGCGGCGAUGUCUGGCAGAUGAUCUGCAACAAUCGCAACAAGGGCAGCGUGACACGGCAAACAGAUUUCGGACGCACUCCAAUCAGCGAUAUAUUCCGCGGUGAGCUGCGCUCUCGUCUGCAACGCGAAGGCGAACACUCUACAGAUGUGAUACAGCCAUUCUUUACCUUGCAACUCAAUAUUGAGAAAGCUGCUUCGGUAAAGGAGGCGCUGGAGAUUCUGGUUGGUCGUGAUCAGCUUGAGGGCGUCACUGGCAGCAAGACCAAGCAGGAGGUCGUUGCCUGGCAGCAAAGUGCUUUUGAUUUUAUGGUCGAGCACUUUUUGCAUUUAAAAUACUUUGACUAUCGAUCUGAUGGCUGCACAAAGAUAUUGAAGAAGGUUGAGUUUCCGGUGGAGCUCAAAAUCGAUGCCAAGAUACUCGGCUCCAAAAAGACUUCACAAAAGCAACGCGCCUAUCGCUUGUUCGCAAUUGUCUAUCACGACGGCAAGGAGGCAUCCAAGGGUCAUUAUAUCACGGACGUCUUUCACACCGGCUACAAUAGUUGGUUGCGCUAUGAUGACAGCUCGGUGAAGCCAAUUGCUGAGAAGCUAGUGCUACAGCCGCACACACCGCGUGUGCCUUACUUAUUAUACUAUCGCCGCUGCGAUACGCUGCCUCCGAUGCAGACCAGCAAUGGUGGCGGUCCUGGCCAGCCUUCGAUGGGUGCCACCCAUGCCAAUGCCAACGCCAAUGCCAAUGCUGCUAGUGCCACAUCAUCAAACACAACAGCAGUCAACUCGGCGAAUAAUAAGUGAUGAGUGAAAUGAGUUGUCAUAUGUAAAGAGCAAAAUGAAAGGAAGCCAGAUAUUGGUUAUCAAUAUAACAAAUCUUAUUUUUAAAAGCCUAUUUUUAAGCCCAAAGUCCAAAGCGCAUGUUAGUGUGAGUGGUGGAUGUUGUGUAUGAAUGUGCGUGUGUUUUUAAAGUUUAAAUACUAUGUAGUACCUAGCGUUAAGAACAAGCCGUAGCUCUAAGUGGAUAAACGUUUAGUUGUGCAACAGCAAAAACACAAAAACACAAAAACAGCAAACAAUUCGUUGAAACGAAAUCUUUGUACAAAUGAAACUAACUAAACAGCGAGCAAAUCAUCAUUUAUAUUUACAUAUACCUAUAAUGUUAAAAACCUAGCUCGUAAGCCAGCUAAUUUCAGCAUGCCCAAUUUCCUAAUCCGCACCUAAUUUUCUUGAUGGCUCAAAGCGCAGCCGUGUGCAUUAUAUAUACAUAUAUAGUCUUAGGAAUCCUACGAUAUGACAAACCUUUAGAGCUGUACAUAGUUGUAAAACUUCAUAUGAUUGUAACUGUAGAAAAGAUCUAUACACUUUUUGUUUUGUUUAUCGCAUGCAACAUGCAUUUUUAGCGACAGAGCAAGUUAACGGCCGUUUAAUAAUUGAAAACAAUCAAUACAUACAUAUAUUUUGAAAAUGCUUUGAAUAUGCUUUAAUACAAACAAAUUUGAUAUGGUUAGGCUUUGUAUUUAAUACAAGACAUGUAUACAACAUAUAUAUUAUAAGUAUGCAGUUAAA
Drosophila busckii is the source of this 5989-nucleotide messenger RNA. RefSeq lists its product as uncharacterized. The record is from RefSeq and is a predicted model, not a curated record. Gene Ontology annotation, cellular component: nucleus; cytosol. Gene Ontology annotation, molecular function: cysteine-type endopeptidase activity; cysteine-type deubiquitinase activity. The transcript has 10 exons. NCBI's taxonomy places the organism in Eukaryota, Metazoa, Arthropoda, Insecta, Diptera, Drosophilidae. Gene Ontology annotation, biological process: regulation of autophagy; protein deubiquitination; DNA damage response, signal transduction by p53 class mediator. The coding region runs from base 509 to 5224 and encodes 1571 amino acids.